This is a messenger RNA of Papaver somniferum (opium poppy), 561 nucleotides long. RefSeq names its product receptor-like protein 52. The transcript has a single exon. Gene Ontology annotation, molecular function: protein binding. Bases 1 to 561 code for a protein of 186 amino acids. The record is from RefSeq and is a predicted model, not a curated record. Lineage: Eukaryota; Viridiplantae; Streptophyta; Magnoliopsida; Ranunculales; Papaveraceae.
AUGGGAUCUAUUUCUGAGUUGCGUGUUCUUGUGUUACGUUCCAACACUUCCAACAGACUCUACGGUUUCCCAAUGCUACGGAUUAUUGACAUAUCCUCUAAUGGGUUUUCAGGUGUUCUAUCUAAAGAAUGUCUUUCAGGUUGGAAGGCCAUGAUGGGAUAUGAAACAAAAGCAGAAUGGAAUCGCAAGGAUCAGAUAUUAGGAAUUGAGUAUUUAAGGGGUAAAAAGUUGAAUUACCAAGUAGAAAUUACAAACAAGGGGAUAGAAGUAAAAAUGGUGAAGAUUGUAACGGCCUUUACAAGCAUCGACUUCUCAAAUAACAAAUUGGAGGGGACAAUCCCAAAAGCCAUUGGAAAUUUCACACCAGUUUACAAUUUCAACUUCUCAAGAAAUUCUCUCACAGGUUCAAUUCCAUAUACUUUUGGGAAUCCUAAACAUCUUGAGUCAUUAGACCUUUCGCAGAACAAGUUGACAGGGGAAAUCCCGUUCCAGUUAACAAGCUUGUCGACCCUUUCGGUUUUGAACCCAUCUUUCAACCAAUCAGAGGGAAGGAUCCCAUAG